This is a messenger RNA of Bombina bombina (fire-bellied toad), 1056 nucleotides long. RefSeq names its product triple QxxK/R motif containing (gene TRIQK). The transcript has 6 exons. Lineage: Eukaryota; Metazoa; Chordata; Amphibia; Anura; Bombinatoridae. The coding region runs from base 295 to 597 and encodes 100 amino acids. Gene Ontology annotation, cellular component: endoplasmic reticulum membrane. The record is from RefSeq and is a predicted model, not a curated record.
AAACCUCCACAUCAGCAUAACUUAACUUCUAGGCUACAGUUUUGCAAAGUAUUGAGUUACAAACUGCGUCACCAUAACCUGCCACAUGUACGAGUAAGAGGGGCUAACGGAGGAGAACCGAACACCCGCCCCCUUAGCAGAUAACAGUAUCGCCUCAGAACGAAGCAGUGAAGGGAGGAGCAGAAGGGUGCGCAGACACGGAAACUAGAGUUUUAUGAAUUGUACCUUGGGGUUUAUGACUGUAUCUUUUAUGUGAACUUCAUUAAAAAGAGUAACACAAUUUAGAAAAGCAAGAUGGGUAGAAAAGAUGCUUCAACAUCAAGAACUCCAGUUGACCAGUAUCGUAAACAAAUUGGAAGACAAGACUACAAGAAAAACAAGCCUGUAUUAAGAGCAACAAGAUUAAAAGCAGAAGCCAAGAAAACAGCAAUAGGCAUAAAGGAGGUGUUCCUGAUCGUCACUGCAAUCCUUGUCUUCCUGUUUGCUUUUUAUGCUUUGUUUUACCUUAACUUGACUGCAACAGAAGAUGGAGGUGUUCCUGAUCGUCACUGCAAUCCUUGUCUUCCUGUUUGCUUUUUAUGCUUUGUUUUACCUUAACUUGACUGCAACAGAAGAUGGUAAUGAAGAAUAAAUGAAGUAGAAUUGUUAAGGCAUUACUAUUAUCAUUCCAAUGAUUUACAGCCAAGGAUCAAGCCUGUUCUUCUAAGUGUAAUUAUGCAUUCCAGAGUGCAACCUUCUGGGGUUACAAUGCUGCCCAUUAAGGCAGUGAACUGACACACUCAUAUUCCAGUUCAGAUUUUUUAAUUAUUCCAACUUUAAGGAGGAAACGACUUUAACGUUAAAAAUAAUUUGUCUUUAAUAAUGUUGCUUACAAAAUUGGUUUUCUGAUUAAAAAACAAUAUUGAGGAAAAUUUUAUAUUUUGUCAAAUCUUUUUAAUUUGUUGAGGUCUCCCUUACCUUGUGAAUUUUAACUGUCUCUAAUGAAAAUGGUGAAGCCUUUUUUUGGAUACAAUUUUUUGUUGAAAUGCAUGAAUAAAUGUUUUUGUUUUUCUUAAA